Molecule: messenger RNA, 3322 nt
Organism: Amoebophrya sp. A120
Lineage: Eukaryota; Dinophyceae; Syndiniales; Amoebophryaceae
Source: the annotation of a GenBank genome assembly
GACCGAAGAGCAGUCUUGUAAAGUGGUAGGUGUAGCUCGUAACUCGAAACGAUGCGGUCCCGAUCGCGGGCAACCUUGUCUCGCCUCCGCACGGCGGGUUGCUUUUGCUCUCCGCUCCUCGCGUCGCUUGCGUUCCUACUUCCCGGAGUCGCGGUAGCAACGUUUGACUUUGCUCGCGAGGCCCAGUUGAUUUCACGCCAGCAGGAAAUUGCGGACUUGCUCUCUACCCUUUCGCGCAGCCGAAACAGCGCAGCUGACCGCCCCCUAGCGGUGACGCCGCGACUGCAAGACUGGUUUAAGAGCUCGAUUGGCGUGCAAGAAACGUACGACGGACGGUAUCGGAGCGGUGUAGGCAAUAAGGAGAAGGAACUUUUGGGAGAAUCGGCUGCAGCAGAACAUAAUCAAACACGCGUUGCAGAAGUAGAAAGAGAACUGAGGCCUCCAAAGAUUUUGUUUAAGAAGGUCCUGACGACCUCCACCACUCGAAGUGCAAACGCGAGGAACGCGUUUGUCCAGCCGGCCUUCCGGGCGAUUCACUUUCUCGGUGCCCCUGCGCAUUCGUCCGAGCACGACGGCACCAGCUCCAGCUUGUUGACACGGAUAUGGGGAGCUAUCACGGCCCUGCCUGCGGCAAAGAAAGCGAAAAACUCAGCUGGGAAAAAGGGGAAUGGGAAGCAAAAAGUGGAACCACCAAGGUCGCUCAGUAAGGAGCUGCGGGUUUUGCGGGUGCCGAUCGACGGGACCAAUGUGGAAAUUGGAACGCCCGUGUCGGCCGCGUCCGACGGCCGUGCGGCUAGCAGUACUACAGCGGCUGAUACGACUCUGUCGUUCUCGCAACUGUUUCCACCCGGUAUAGAGUCGAUGGCGUUCUUGAAAAGCGGGCCAGUACAGCCGAUUGCGCAUCAGACGGUGCGGAAGCAGGGAGCCACGAACGAAACGGCUACGGAACAAUCGCUUUCAACAGCAGAAACAUCAACCAUCCUCUCCAUCCAGCCGGUAAACCGCCGGGCCGUCUGGUUGAUCCGUGGCUUCCCGGCAGAUCGCACCUGGCAGGCCGAGCAAUGGGCGUGUACUGCAACCCCGAAAUUACUGGCCUACACGACGAGAAUGCCGUUUAAGAGCACAGCUACUGCUGGGCGAAAUCUUCAGACGGAGAAUACAAAAAGCCCCUCAAGCACCAGCAGUUUCCCAACCUCGUUGUCUACCCUUCAGAUCCUCUCUGGCGGCCGGGAAUUCCUCACUGCUGACGACGCAGGCCGGAUUUUCCUGCUGUCCUCCGCUGUUACCACCAGCACGCUGACGUGGACACCUUCGCCAAACGGCACUGAAACAACCGGUACUAGUGGAGGAUCAAAUCGCGGCCGCGGGUCGAACAAAAUCAUGUUCCACGAGAUUUCCGAGAAGCUCUCCGUUCGCGUCGCGGAUACUCCUGUUCUGGGAAUUAUGUCUGUCGCGGGUACUAGUGUCGCGGAGCGCUCCUUGUUUUUCACGAAAUCCUACUUCGGCUACUUUGCCGCGAAGCAAGCAGAGGUGAUGCAGCCCCUCUGCGGCGGCUGGACGGACGCCUGGCGGAUUUCGCAAGUCGUGCCUGCGCAGAACGGGCUGCGCAUCUUCGUCUUGCUGACGAACGACAGAGCGAAGCGCAGCCGGAUUCUCGUCUACCUAUCCGACCGCACGCCGGACCCGUUCUCUGGCGUGAAGAAGCGGCAGGGGGCGGAGAAGUUGUGCUUACUGGAAAACCGGUUCCCGGAAGUCGGAGGAAAGUUGACAAAUUUGCACGUGAUCGCCGACCGGUACGUAUUUGCGUUGCAGGAGCUGCGGCAAGAAGGAGGCAGUGCAACUGUUGCGGGACGAAAUAGUGCGCAAGAAUCGCCAGGUGGUAAAAGGCUCGUUUUCUUCGGUUCUGAGUUUGAACCGGGUACGAACGACCCGAUCGGGAUUUACGGCGGCACGCAGUCGCACCAUCCGCAAGGGAAGGUUUUUUUCUUCGACGACUUGCUGCCGGACCUGGCAAUCUCAGACUUCGCGAUUUCACCUUUUCACGGGGCCACCAAUCCGCAGCUGCUGGUGGUGAAUGCGAGGAGCCGGGCGACUGCUUUGAAAGCUUCUUCGUCAGGUCGUGCUGGACCAAAUCAAGCAAAAGUGGCUCCAUCUGAUGAAGAAGUCCUGUACCAAUUCCAGAUCUCGAAACUGGUUGCCGCUGCUACAGCCGAUGAGAAGGAAAAUGGAGCACUGGGGAAAUCCGGAAGGAGUGGCACAGGCAGCAACAGGGCAGUUCCACCAGCAGAUCUUCACGAAACGAUCCUAGGCCGUCGCGGACGACCCCCUAGGGUAUACCGCACAACCGAACGGGACGAGCUGAUCGCAAAGAAACGAGCCGCUUCGGGCAAGAAUUCGAAACAAACCACUUCUCUCUUCAGCGACGAGGAUGCGGGUGGAUUACGCGACGUUGCCGAUGAGCACCUGGCGCGUAAGCCCUGGUGGCGCCGGGUCUGGGACAAGAUCUACUUACCGAAGGGGAUUAUCAUGUUCCUCCUCAUUGCCGCACUUUGCUCCUACACCGUCAUGAAACAACGGCACAAACACAACUACGACGGGGACCGGCUGAGGGGGAAGUUUUCGCAGGAGCAGAUUUUAAAAGGGUUGAAAAAGGAGGCGGAAAGGGUGCAGAAAGAGGCGGAAGAGAUGGCGAAGGGAACAAUAGGAGCAGACGGUGAAGAGGGAGAGGGGGAGGAAAAUUUGGAAAAUCAGAAUGUUUUGAGACAGAGGAUAAGCGGGCGCGUGCCGUUGCUUCCACCAGCCGCGGAGCAGAGGAUGCUAGAAGAGGACGAAGUCGAAGAUGAAGAAGGCGGCCUGGAGAUUGUUGACCGGGACGAGGAUGCCACUGCAUUACAAGAUGGCGCAGGCGAGUCUGCGGAGGAAGUUGAUGAAGGGGCUGCUGAAAGUAACAUGCUGCAAACAUGAGUUUGACUUCAGUUGCGCGAUUUGAUGUUAGGUUAGGAGCUAUGCAGCUGCAAAAAUUUUUUGCGCCAACCAAUAAAAACAAAAAGAAACGUGAACAAGAAAAUGGCCGCUUUAUCAGUCGUUUCUGCAGUGUUAGAAAACACGAGGCCUCGCACUGCAUCGACAGUUCAAAAUCUUAACAUCACCGACCAAGUUCACAUUCGUACGGUACAACGAACAGGUUGCCGCAGAAAAAGAUCUACUGCCUUUGACCGCUGGUUCUGAUUCUUCAUAGGAGCACUACGAUUUGGUUUUGGAUGUCAAUCGCUAGUCACACUGACCUCACUUUUUUCAGCACUAACAUUCAGUCAGUCUUAUC